Molecule: messenger RNA, 2638 nt
Organism: Protopterus annectens (West African lungfish)
Lineage: Eukaryota; Metazoa; Chordata; Ceratodontiformes; Protopteridae
Gene: SOX15
Product: SRY-box transcription factor 15
Exons: 2
Coding region: 521-1504 (327 amino acids)
Biological process (GO): cell differentiation; regulation of DNA-templated transcription; anatomical structure morphogenesis
Molecular function (GO): DNA-binding transcription factor activity, RNA polymerase II-specific; RNA polymerase II cis-regulatory region sequence-specific DNA binding
Source: RefSeq, a predicted model, not a curated record
AUUAGCUAAGCGAAAACUAGUCACAUUUCAAUGUUUUAAUAUUAUUUAAAGUUCGUCUUGUUUCUCUCCCUUUUAAGCCACACCCGCCAUGUAAUGUUUCUCGUGACGUCACGACAGUUGGCCCACCCCCGAGGAGACUGAUUGGCUGCUUUAAGAUGCUCCACUCUGUGUAUAUAAUCUACCGGAAUGAUUCUGGAUGUACCUGUUGCACUAAGGGUAUUGGGGAUGUUUUUUUUAUUUAUUUUAAGAGCUUGGUUUCAAAGAGAAAGUUUUAACAACUGAGGAAAAAGGUAAAAGCAAGGUAUCUCACAGUAGUUUCCCACCGGUCAUAGUUCUUGCAACUUUUUCAAGAACUUUAAGUAGUUUGGAGACCUUAUUUACUUCUGCAUUUGGUGGACUCGCUUCUGGGAUGUGUUGUAUGGAUAACAUAAACAGCAGCACCAGAUAACUGGAAGUUCAGGACAACUGGUUAUAUUCUAAGGCUGAACUCCUGACGUGUCAAAAUCUAUUAGUACCGGCUAUGUACAGCAUGCUGGAACAAGAACUUAAGGCACCGGGACCCCAGCUUGGGGCUGGAGGCACUUCUCCAGGGAGCCACCACCACAUUCAGCAGCAGCAGCAGUCUCAACAAACCAAAAUGUGUACUAACAACGUUACAGGUGUUAACGGAGGUGACCCCAUGGACAAAGUUAAGAGACCAAUGAAUGCCUUCAUGGUGUGGUCUCGGGGCCAGCGGCGCAAGAUGGCCCAGGAGAACCCCAAAAUGCAUAACUCUGAAAUCAGCAAACGAUUGGGUGCAGAAUGGAAACUUUUGGGGGAUGCCGAAAAGAGACCUUUCAUUGACGAGGCGAAGAGGUUACGAGCCCUGCAUAUGAAGGAAUAUCCAGACUAUAAGUAUCGACCCCGGCGCAAGAACAAGUCUGUGCUCAAGAAGGACCUGCAGCAGCAGAACGCCGGGAAGUACGCUUUGGCGCCAGGUUCUGCGGCACUGCUAGCGGCCGCAGCUGCUGCCCAAGGGCCUGGGGGUGGAAGCCCCAGGUUGGAAGCCUAUGGCUGGGGGCCAGCCCCCGGAGGGUACGCUGUCCAGCAGAGUGAGGCGGCAGCAGCAGCUGCGCUAGGUUACCAACAGGCAGCACUCCACCGCUAUGAUCUGUCAGCCCUACAGUAUCCCCCAGGGCUGGGGCCCGCUGCCCCUUCUGCCCAGCCCUAUCUGAAUGGGGGCCACAAUACCAGCGCAUACAGUAUGUCGUACAGCGGAGCACCACAACAAGGGGGUACUGUGAUGUCUAUGGUAAAAGCAGAGCCAGUUUCUCCUAAUCCUCAAUGUGGCCCAACACAUCACCGAACUGGGCUCCAGGGAGACCUGCGAGACAUGAUCGGCAUGUACAGCCUACCUGGCACAGAUUCAUCAGACGCCCCUGGCCCGAGAAGCUACCAUGCAGCAGCACAACAGCACUACCAGAACCUGACACUGAAUGGGACUAUGCCUUUGACUCACAUCUAAUGAUUUUGUCCAUCAAAUCUCUGAACUUAGAGAACACUUUUUUUGUACAGAAUGAAUGAAGGAGGUCUUAUUCUGGUUGUACAUAUGUUAAAUUUGGGGGAAAUUCCUAUAGUCCCGAGUUUCAAGGGAAUGGUUUCCUGUUAAGAACCCAGAAGUGGCUGCUGUAUAAUGUGAACUGCACAUGGUACAAUGACUGGGAUGGGCAUGGGGGGGGUGCUAAACCGAUCACCUCGAUAAUUGAUUCUCCUGUUAUUAAAACUGAUUAGUCUCAUGUUGCAGGAUUUGUGUCACAGGAGUAAUAAUGAAAUGGGAGUGGUAACACCCCCCAAAAAAGUUCCUUUAGCCAUGUUCUACUUCAACACAAACUGUGAACAAUUUUACGUUGUAGGUAAUGCUCAUUUUAGAUUUAAGUCCAUUGGUUGGCUACUUAGUAAGUGGCAGAAUGAAAUGUUACCACUUCAUUUUGAUGGGUGGGGUAUGUACUUAAGUGACAAACUGCAUGCCUCACGUGGUUAUGGUGUACAAAACUUGCAACUUGUACCAAAGCAGUCUUAUUCCACUACCCGUACCAGAAAUGUGUUUGUCUUCGUUCUUCAUGUUCAUUUUGUCCUUGCCUGCUGUAAGGCAGAGAUUAUCAUUGCUGCUGUCAUGGCAGAUGGGAAUUGCAGCUCACGUGUAAGCCUAAAUAUGUGAGGCAUGUAAACACUAUCUUGGGGACUUCUUGAAAUAGUAAUUCCUUUGAUGGUUCUGUUCAGGAAAAAUGCUUUUAAUGCAUGUCAGUUUUGUAAUGGUCAUUUUACAUGUCCUUAUGUAACAAGGGAGAAGACCCAAUAUAUGUAGCUUUGUCUAAACAAAAAAAAAACAACUUUUUUUUAAGUCAGAUUCCACCUGGUUUUAAAUAAAGCUGCCCCCCCCCCACUUUUAAUAUACCGUACGUGGCUACUCACUGUAUGAGCAUACAGUUAGGUUAAACAUUUGCUGUUUUCCCAGAACAGACUCACCUUGGGAAUUUGCAUCCUAGUUUACUAGUAAGACUGUCUUCUAACUUGUAAAUUCAUGAAAGGAUACCAUAUUUCAAACACGUGCUAUAACAUUACAUUUAAUACAGAACAAAGCAAGCCUUCUAUUUUAUAA